AUGGCGACGUACGACUCUGGCUCGGGGCGCUGGGUGUUCCCCGAGUCCGGCGGCGACCGCGAAGCCCGGUGGCCGGCGCGGCGCUACGGCCAGCCGCCCGCCCCCUUCGGCCAGGGCUACAGGCCGGGCUGGCAGGACGGCGGCCCCGCGUGGGGCGAGCAGCGCCACUUCCGCCGCAGGCUGCCCGACGAGGGCGCCGGCGAGUCGGGGCGGCUGCUGGCCGUGUCGCCGGACCAGCUGGCGACCAUCAGCGAGACGCUGGGCGCGCUCAACACGGUGGGCCGCUUCCUGGUGCGCGCGGCGCGGCACGAGGGCCCGCCGGCCGGUGACCCGGCCGCCGGUCACGGCGACGCCGCCUCGCAGCAGCUGCCCGCCGCCAUCCUCACGCUCUCCAAAAACGUGCUGGGCCGCAACCUCACCGACGCCAUCGCGCCCAUCGUGCGCGGAGCGCUGCCCGCCGGAAAGUGUACAAAUGCGGCGAGCCCGGACGCUCGCGCGUGCCGCACGCCGACCGGCGGCCGCGGCGUCUGCGACGACCUGAGCGAGUGUCCGCAGCUGCUGCUGCACCUGUCGCAGCUGCGCGACUCCAUCUGCUUCAAGAGCCUCUUCACGCCCGGCGUCUGCUGUCCGGCCGACGACGACAGGUACGUCUCGCCUAGCAUGGCGCCAGAUGGCGUCCCGGUUGGGACGACGACGACGACGACGAGCACGACGCGGAAGCCCAUCAUCCUGCCCAUCACGCCGCCGCCCGUCUACCCGGUGGCCACCUCCACCAGCGCGCAACCUGCUGCUGUUGACUGUGCCUGGUUCUCCACAGAGUGCGGCCAGCCGGAGAUCCCCGGGUUCCGCGUGGUGGGCGGCGAGCCGGCGGCGCCGGGCCGCUGGCCGUGGAUGGCGGCCAUCCUGCUGCACGGCAACCGGCGCACCGAGUUCUGGUGCGGCGGCACCCUCAUCGGCGCCCGCCACGUGCUCACCGCCGCGCACUGCACCAGGGACUCCCGGCAGCGCCCGUUCAGCCCAUCGCAGCUAACGGUUCUGAUGGGAGAUAUUGACCUGAAACGUCAGGAUGAGCCUUCGCAGCCAGAGCAGUACAAAGUGGUCCAGGUUAAAGCACAUCCCAAGUUCAACCGCGUGGGCUACUACCACGACAUCGCGCUGCUGGAGCUGGAGCGGCCGGUGCGUCGCUCUCGCUACUCCAUCCCCAUCUGCCUGCCGGACAACGAGCUGCGCGACGAGCCCUUCGUCGGGACGCGGCCCACCGUCGUCGGCUGGGGCAGCACCCACUACGGUGGCAGAGAAAGUACUGUUCAGAGGCAGGCGUCCAUCCCCGUGUGGCGCAAUGAGGACUGCGACAGGCGGUACCUGCAGGACAUCACCGAGAACUUCAUCUGCGCCGGCUACGCCCAGGGAGGGAAGGACGCUUGCCAGGGUGAUUCCGGCGGCCCUCUGAUGCUGCAGCAAGACGCGCACUGGAUCCAGAUCGGCAUCGUCUCAUUCGGUAACAAGUGUGGGGAGCCGGGCUACCCCGGCGUCUACACCAGGGUCACCCACUACCUCGACUGGAUAAAGGAGAACAUGAACGAGUGACAGAGGCGGCAUGCUGCCGAAUGAGCCCAGAUGUCCUCGCGUCAUGGAGGACACACGGCGCAGGGGGUGCUUCCUGUGGGUUGAGACGGACUUUCUGUUCUCACGUGAAAUUGCUCAUUGACGAGUCAGCAUUUGCAUUUAAUACCAGAAGUAGAUCAUAUAAAGACAGCUCACGAGAUAGUUUCAUUUCAGACAGUUUAUGUUAUUCUCAUUUCUUACGUCGGAAAAUUCACUCCUCUACGAAUUAGCUUGCUGAUAGUGAGACGUGCUGUGUAAAUCUGUAUAAUACAGUACCACGACGCACCAAAUUGACAAUACUCUUGUUAUCGCGUUGUCUAUUAGCUAAGGAUCUUUUUCUGCACUUGGCAAUUACCCCAUAGUCAUGGUAUUUGUUGUUACAUACUCGUAGAUUCUUAUAUAACGAUAAAACUGUGAUAUGUUUCCUUUUACUCAUGUGUGUUCUGCGAGCGGAAAUGUGGUGAGACAGCAGACUUUCUGUUUACCGUGUUUCUAAAGCCAUUGUAAGAAGU
Schistocerca americana (American grasshopper) is the source of this 2117-nucleotide messenger RNA. RefSeq names its product proclotting enzyme. The record is from RefSeq and is a predicted model, not a curated record. The transcript is spliced from 11 exons. Gene Ontology annotation, biological process: proteolysis. Lineage: Eukaryota; Metazoa; Arthropoda; Insecta; Orthoptera; Acrididae. The coding region runs from base 1 to 1587 and encodes 528 amino acids. Gene Ontology annotation, molecular function: serine-type endopeptidase activity.